Molecule: messenger RNA, 546 nt
Organism: Triticum aestivum (bread wheat)
Lineage: Eukaryota; Viridiplantae; Streptophyta; Magnoliopsida; Poales; Poaceae
Exons: 4
Coding region: 1-546 (181 amino acids)
Molecular function (GO): zinc ion binding
Source: RefSeq, a predicted model, not a curated record
AUGCCGGAGCCCGCCCUACCAUCCUCGUGGGCGAAGGAACCGUCGACAUUCAGCUUAGCCCACCCAUGCGGCGGUGGGUGCCACUUCCGAGUGCCAGAGGCGUCCGAUCGAACUCAGGUGGAGCCCAAGGAGGUUCGGCUCUCAGAUAUGUCAGCAAUCACUCUCGAUGACACUGACGUGCAGAUUAAAAGGCAAUCAGGCCCCCGGUUUGUGGAUUGUGGAUUGCAGUGCGGGAGCGAGCAUUUCGUGUGCCAGGCCUGCGUCAGCGGCGGCGACGGCAACGGCGGCAACGCCGUGUCCUACACCCUCUCCCGCUUCAUGGACGGCGUGGUGGACGCCUACAAGGUGCCGUGCCUCUACAAGGGACACGGCUGCGCCAUGGACGGCAUCCCCUACCACUCGGCCGCCGACCACAAGGCCAGCUGCAAGCACGCGCCCUGCUACUGCUUCGACUGCCGCUUCGUGGGCUCGCCGGCCAAGCUCGUGCGCCACCUCGCCUCACCGUCCGGCGCGCACGCGUGGCCCGUGGAGAAGAUCAGAAAGUGA